Messenger RNA from Fonsecaea erecta, 456 nucleotides. RefSeq lists its product as hypothetical. The coding region runs from base 1 to 456 and encodes 151 amino acids. Gene Ontology annotation, biological process: endoplasmic reticulum to Golgi vesicle-mediated transport; intra-Golgi vesicle-mediated transport. Gene Ontology annotation, cellular component: cis-Golgi network membrane; cytosol; TRAPP complex. The record is from RefSeq and is a predicted model, not a curated record. Lineage: Eukaryota; Fungi; Ascomycota; Eurotiomycetes; Chaetothyriales; Herpotrichiellaceae. The transcript has 5 exons.
AUGGCGUCGAGCCAGAAAGCCGCCCGCGUGGGCGAAGAGAUCUGGAAGACGCGAGUGGACAAAGUCAAUGCUGAGCUGGUCACCCUCACAUAUGGGACAAUCGUGGCACAAUUAUGUACAGACUACGACUAUGAUUACACCCAGGUUGGCUUCAAAAUCUUUCUGAAUAUUACGCCUACCGUCACGAACUGGACUGCCGACAACAAGCAAUUCUCAUUGCUGUUCGACGAAAACCCACUGGCGGACUUUGUGGAACUUCCGGACGACGGGCGGGCUCAAGAUGAGCUGUGGUUCUCCAACAUCCUCUGCGGUGUUCUACGUGGAGCAUUGGAAAUGGUCCAGAUGUCCAUUGAGGCACGUUUUGUCAGCGACAUGCUUCGAGGCAACGAUGUAACGGAAAUGCGGGUCACCCUGAUUCGGUACAUCGAAGACGAGAUGCCUCCUGACGACGAAUAG